AAAGCCAACCCGUCGCGCAGAACAACCUCUCGACUCUCGAGCGCCUCCUCCCCGAACCCCGACCGACCGCCCGCUCCGCCCACCCUACGCCAGAAUCAAACCCCCGCCCGUCCGCUCCGGUGAUCCGCCGCCGCAGGAGGCGAAGCCCCACGACCCGACCGCGCGGAGCAUCUGCCCGCCAUGACUGAGUACUGGGUGAGCCAAGGAAACAAAUGGUGCGACCUGUGCAAAAUCUUCAUAUCGAACAAUCCCUUCAGCAUCAGAACGCAUGAACUCGGCAAACGCCACAAGGACAAUGUCACCCAAAGAUUGUCUACGAUGCAAAAGGAUGGCGCUGCCAAGGAAAAGGAGCAGCAACAAGCAGCAAAAGCUCUCCAACUGAUAGAGGCUAAAGCUAAAAAGAGUUACCAGAAAGAUUUAGAGAAUAAUCAGAGAAACACUGAUGGUGACAGUUCUGCGGCACCUGGAGAAGGAUGGGUAUUUGACUCAACUUCAGGAUAUUAUUAUGAUAAAGCCACUGGACUUUACUACGACUCGAACUCUGGUUUCUAUUAUUCCGAUGGAUUAGGCAAAUGGGUCACCCAGGAAGAGGCAUACAAGUGGGCGGAAACCUCAAGAACCAAUCUUGCGCAAUCCUCGACUUCGCAACCAAAAACACCUAGUGGAGGCGGGCCUGUCGCCGGUAUUAAAGGAGGGCCAACCCCAGGUGUGGUUGUGAAGAAACCACUGAACCCGAUGAGAGCUGUGAAGGGUGCUCCGUCAGCUCUUGCCGCCAACAAGAGAAAAAGAGAGGACACCAAGAAGCCCAAGGUGGUCUCGAAGGAGGAGGAGGCGGCACUCAGAGCGCGGGAGGCAGCUCGGAAAAGAGUGGAGGACAGGGAGAAGCCUCUCAUGGGAUUGUACAAGACGUACUGAGGUUUCAAUGCCCCCAAGCUCACUGGGGCGCACCGAGUUGCGCUAAAACCGUGGAAAUGCUAAUGGAUGGAAUUGUUCUGAAAGAAAAGGCGGGGAGUACCAGCGCCAAGAGUCCCGAGCUCUUGAGCGUCAGCGACACAUGUAUGCAUUGUACAAUACCUCGUCAAAAGUUCCUAAAUCAGCCACAGGUUCCCCUUUGUGCGAAACAUGUAAAUGAUCAGCCCAUCGAUUAUCAUCUCUCGUCUUGUGUUUUCCCAAUGGAUUGCACGCAUGAUAUAAUGCCGACAACUGAGGCGGAUGGCCGAUGUUAGCGCUGCUCUACAUCAUCAGUUCAUUUAAGUUGUGAUUA
Triticum dicoccoides is the source of this 1264-nucleotide messenger RNA. Its product is annotated as zinc finger protein ZOP1-like. The transcript has 5 exons. Gene Ontology annotation, cellular component: nucleus; precatalytic spliceosome. Gene Ontology annotation, biological process: mRNA splicing, via spliceosome. The coding region runs from base 181 to 915 and encodes 244 amino acids. The record is from RefSeq and is a predicted model, not a curated record. Gene Ontology annotation, molecular function: RNA binding; zinc ion binding. Lineage: Eukaryota; Viridiplantae; Streptophyta; Magnoliopsida; Poales; Poaceae.